AUGUCGAACGUCACGGACAGGAAGGUCGCCGAACUUUCUGACAUCCUUUUGAGGCCCCAUCUGAAAAUCCUCGUCACCUCUACGCAGCUCUCGUCGGUGGUCAACACGGGGUUGAAUAGCCGUUGUUUGGCAGAUGCACACGCGCCGAUGAUUGACCAGAGCAGGGACUCUCGUCACAGCAAUUCCGAACGCAACUUCGUUGACCACAUGGCCUUCUCGGCCAAGCGUAUCUCCAGCACUGGCAUCCUCCAAGGUACAUCUUCCAUGGUACAACCUCUCGGGCACAUCAGAGGUGAACGGGUUCAGACACUUCGGCAGAUUUCCCAUUCCCCAGGCGAUGUCCACGAUAGUAGCGAGUUACCCUGCAUCUUUGUCCCACUAUCCCAUGACGGUCUAGGUUGUUUGAUGUUGGGUGUGGUCAGGUUGGAAAGAUACAUACCUUCAUUUGUCCUGCGUCGCGUCGCUACGGUAGUGGUGUGGAUAUGUGACGGUCGGCGAAUUCGAAUUCCUACAUGGCCAAGUAGCACAAUGUCGAGACUCCCCAGCGGAAACACAUCGCAGCUGGGAGAAGGCCGACAAACGCCGAAAAUCCAGCGGUCGAGGAGGUUUCCAGGGCGAGAGAUCAGGAGAGAAACGAGAAUGGGCCAGCCAGUCGAGAGCCUCCGCUUACCGCCUACCCUCUCUGGAUUGAUCGGAACUGGAAAAGGUUAUUCUUCCGAGCCCGUCUCUCAAGAGGAUUAG
Aspergillus pseudotamarii is the source of this 741-nucleotide messenger RNA. RefSeq lists its product as uncharacterized. NCBI's taxonomy places the organism in Eukaryota, Fungi, Ascomycota, Eurotiomycetes, Eurotiales, Aspergillaceae. The transcript has 2 exons. The record is from RefSeq and is a predicted model, not a curated record. The coding region runs from base 1 to 741 and encodes 246 amino acids.